UUAUUGCGUCACGGGGGGCGGUGACGGCUCCUUCAGCAGCGGCGGCAGCGGGACGGGCCCCGGGCUCCGUCAUGGAGAGUGCGAGCCAGGAUAUCAACCUUAACUCUCCCAACAAAGGUCUCCUGUCCGAUACCAUGACAGAUGUGCCCGUGGAUAACGCAGCCUCGGCCAGGAUGUCCACACCCGAAGGGCUGACUCUAGCUGAAGAGGAGGAGUUGAGAUCUGAGCUUGCCAAGGUUGAAGAAGAAAUUGGCACUCUGAGACAAGUUCUGGCUGCUAAAGAGAGGCACUGUGGAGAGCUGAAGAGGAAGCUGGGCCUGACUCCUUUGGAUGGCUUAAAGCAGAACCUGUCCAAAAGCUGGCAUGAUGUCCAAGUCUCCAACGCUUAUGUGAAAACAUCUGAGAAACUUGGAGAGUGGAAUGACAGAGUGACACAGUCUGACUUAUAUCUUUCAGCCAGCAGCACACUGGAGGACUGGAAUGAGAAAUUAACUCAAUCAGAAGCUUAUAAGAAGACCCAGGAAACCCUUUCCCAGGCAGGACAGAAGACUUCAGCAGCCCUGUCCAACGUAGGUUCUGUUAUCAGCAGGAAAUUUGGUGACAUGAGGGCUCACCCCUUCUCCAACUCCUUUAGCAGCUACUCCAUUCGCCACUCCAUAAGUAUGCCAGCCAUGAGGAAUUCUGCAACCUUCAAGUCAUUUGAAGAUAGAGUUGGGACCAUAAAGUCCAGAGUGGUGGGCAGCAGGGAGAACAGCACUGACAGCCUCCACUCCCCCUCAGGGGCUGGGGACAAGCCUCCACAGGACAACACUCCCUUCUAGAUCCAGGACCUGGCUUUACAAGGCUGACCACAGCUGAGAGCCAGCCCCUUCCCUUUCAAAUCUGCCCAACAGCAACGACACAACCAAUCCAAGAAGGGGCUGUGAGAGAGCCAGUCUGGAGAGAUCCAUCAUCCAUUCAUAGACACUGCUGCUGGAUCUAUCUGCAUCAAAUCAAGAGAAUGCAAUGUUUUGUACACAGAUAAUAUUUUACACUAAAGUUUGUAGAUGAAGUGUUAUCACUGCUGUCCUUUUGGGAGAGCAGCUAAGAUAGUUUCCUUCAAGUAGCUCAGAAAUGCCAUUGGUAGAGAUGAAAACAAAUCAGUUUUGUGGGGUUGGUUUUUUUUUCCUCUUGUCUGACAUAACUUGGAACUGAGCAGUGUGAGGAGGGCAGUUACUGGAGAAGCCCAAGUGCAUGAGCAUCUCAGCUUCAGCUUCUGGCUGUCUUUUCCCUCCAGAACAUACCAUGCAGCUACUCCCUGAGCUUCUCCUCUUACUGUUUUCUCUGGCUCUGAACUGGAGCAGUCUGGUGAAUGGGGUAAACAGUUGAGGUGGUGUGUUUGGUUUUGUGGUUUGGUUUGGUUUGCUUUCUGGGCUCCCACCAGGGAAACUUCACUUAGCAGCUGCCUCCUUGUUACACUAAUGCUCUAGCUUUAACAAAACUAAAAACCUUUAUUUUUCAAUGCAAUGAACUUUAAAGAAAUAAAAGCUUAAAACAAAACCAGCCAAAAAAAGAAGUAAUAAUAAUAAUAAGAGAAGCUUUGACAUCAUCUUAGGACUCUGCAACUGGACUGCAAGCCUUACAUCACCUUGUGCUUUACUUGUUGAUGGGGUUGGGUGUUUUUUUGUCUCUAGAGGAGGUUGUAAAGCUGGAGUGUUGAGCACUGGAGUUCUGCAUCAUCCCCCAGCAGCAGCAUGCUUGUGAGCCAGUCCUUGUGUUCAGUUCAGUGGUGCACUCUGCUCCAUGUGGUGCACUCUGCUUCCUGGGCGUGCCAAACUCGCUUCUCCCUUCUCAGUUUGCACCUUGGUUCUUGGAGGAGAAAUGGCAGAAUGCUGCUGGUGACAGAGCCACCUCUACAAGGCCAACACUAGCAAUAUGGACACUGUUGAAGGGGCUCUGCUCUUCUGGGGCUUCUCCAGCUCCUCCAACUGCCUGGGACUGGAUGAGUGUUUGUGUUGGUGGCCCCAGCUGUAAUUUUUUGGCUUCUACAACUGGCUGAGAGUCACAGAGCUCACCUGGUUCCCUCAGGAGCUGGAUGGUUUGCUCUUUUGACGUCCAACUUCUUCACUGCUCAGGAGCUGAAGAAUUCUGAGUGUUCUCUUAGAGGCCUGAUCUUAUUCUAGGUGAGGUGCCUCCAGUAGAAGUACCUGGAGUGAGCAGUUCUGUGCCUUAGAGGCAAAGUGGGACUUAACUCAGGCCUUUAGACUUGCUGAUGUACAUAGAGGGGUAGCUGUAGUGGUUUUUCACCCUGGAGGAACUCAACCUUUUCUGACCCUUCUUUAGAGGAGCAAGUUUUUGACACUUAACCUGGUUGAUAAACCCCUUUUCCCCCUACCCCCUGCUCCCCUCCCUCUGCAGACCUGGGGACACAGGGUGACAUUAGAAGGCAGAUGUACUGGGUAGUGGUGGUGGUGGGGGAGCAUCCUUUACUGGUGCUCCCUGUUGGCAACUGGUUUUCCUUGCAAGGAACAGAGCCAGUGAAACUGGGACAGCUGGGGCUUGGGUGUUGAACUGUUUCUACAGAUAACUAGUGAGGAAACUUGUUAAUAAAGCAUUCCUUUGGGAGAAAAA
Molecule: messenger RNA, 2610 nt
Organism: Pogoniulus pusillus (Red-fronted tinkerbird)
Lineage: Eukaryota; Metazoa; Chordata; Aves; Piciformes; Lybiidae
Gene: TPD52L2
Product: TPD52 like 2
Exons: 10
Coding region: 72-821 (249 amino acids)
Cellular component (GO): cytoplasm
Source: RefSeq, a predicted model, not a curated record